AUGGCACCCUCAAGCCCCGUAACUGAUGAUUCACCAUGUGCCUCCCCUGAGUCUCCUGGUUAUAGCAUUGCAUCACCUGGUUCACCAGGAUCGCCAGUGCUCGCAACGGUCGAAUCCCCGACAAGCCUAGUGGUUGAGCCGCUUGCUGAUUGGAGAGAUCAUGUACACAACAUCCCUCGCCUCCCUUCUCCACGACCUCGUGCUCUAACUCCAAAUGGAUUUCGAGAAAGCGACACCAACGAUCAGCAAAGGCAGAUUCCUACAUUGUUACAGAAUUGCUCGUGGUUCAAGAUCCCGCCUCACCUUAGGCGCGAUAUCCUGAGACUGGCUUUUGGGGAUCGACGCCUCCACAUGGGCUUGAAGUUUGAUGCCUCUCUUUCGCCUUCUUGGCACAGCUCCGGCAUAGUUUGUAAUCGAGUCUCCCCAGAGGAAGAGGGACCAAUGACACGUGGUAGUCUCAAAGACGGUCCUUGGGUAGAUGAAUGUGAUUCUCCAGAUCAGGACACAGAGUCUAUUGGGAUAAUGGGUUGGCUUUUAUCUUGUCGUCAAAAUUAUGCCGAAACCAUCGAUAUCCUUUAUUCAAUGAACACAAUCUUGAUCUACGACGAGGCGCUACUGACUCAUCUUACUCAACUGAUACUACCUCGUCGUCUUGCCCUCGUUACCUCUCUCGAGAUUACAUGGCCAGCCAAUACGACCGACGAACUCGACCCUCUUGUCCAUCGCUUGUCAUUGCCACAAUUUCCAAAUCUCAAGCGCCUUUACAUAUCACUUCAAGCCCAUGAGGGAUGUGAAGCAGGUCUCAAUCACGGUUCAAUCACUAGUUUCCUUGCCGAGUUUGUCAGAAACAGGUCUGAUAUUAUUGAGUGUGCCGUUGCAUUACCUUUUAGGUCAUUUGAAUCCAUUGCCCACCACCUCAUACAGGUAGAUUCUAGUUGGGAACGAAAAACAUACAGCCAAAUUUGGAGCUCUUUAGAUGGCAGUCUGCAUGCUGUAAGGCUGCCAUAUGUCGAUAGUUAUCCGAAGCCACCGUUCCAGUUGGGGCCUAACCCAGGUGCUGGAUAUUGGCUUUUAGAAGGCACUGCUGCACCCCUGACAUGGAGAUGGAGGUCCAACAGCCACGAGUGGACUGGUUUGUUUGCAGGAUGGGAGGAUUGGGGUGAGAAUGCGGAGAAUUAG
Fusarium venenatum is the source of this 1179-nucleotide messenger RNA. RefSeq lists its product as uncharacterized. The record is from RefSeq and is a predicted model, not a curated record. Lineage: Eukaryota; Fungi; Ascomycota; Sordariomycetes; Hypocreales; Nectriaceae.